GUCAUGUCGUUUGUAAAGCGGUUGGCGCCUCUUGUUCGCGGUGGAGGCCGGCUCUUCCAAGGCCGAGGCCAGCGGGCGGCGGGGGACUGGGGCGUCCGUCACGCCGGUGGCAACGUCCACAUCGAGCCCCGCUACCGACAGUUCCCCCAGCUGACCAGGUCCCAGGUGAUCCUGGCCGAGUUCUUAAGCGGGACCAUGUGGUUUUGGAUUCUCUGGCGCUUCUGGCACGAGUCGGACGCUGUGCUGGGUCACUUCCCAUACCCUGAUCCCUCCAAGUGGACGGAUGAAGAACUGGGCAUCCCUCCCGACGAGGAAGACUGA
This is a messenger RNA of Chrysochloris asiatica (Cape golden mole), 321 nucleotides long. It is a transcript of the gene NDUFB2, whose product is annotated as NADH dehydrogenase (ubiquinone) 1 beta subcomplex, 2, 8kDa. The record is from RefSeq and is a predicted model, not a curated record. NCBI's taxonomy places the organism in Eukaryota, Metazoa, Chordata, Mammalia, Afrosoricida, Chrysochloridae. Bases 4 to 321 code for a protein of 105 amino acids. Gene Ontology annotation, cellular component: mitochondrial inner membrane. The transcript is spliced from 3 exons.